Molecule: messenger RNA, 2895 nt
Organism: Anopheles stephensi (Asian malaria mosquito)
Lineage: Eukaryota; Metazoa; Arthropoda; Insecta; Diptera; Culicidae
Product: thiamine transporter 1-like
Exons: 3
Coding region: 787-2196 (469 amino acids)
Biological process (GO): transmembrane transport; vitamin transport
Cellular component (GO): plasma membrane
Molecular function (GO): vitamin transmembrane transporter activity
Source: RefSeq, a predicted model, not a curated record
UCAUCUUUGCAUCGUGUUCCUAGCGCCGCCGCCUGCUAUCGUUGCCAUCACAAAUUUGUGAAGAAACAGAGAAAAGCAGAGAUCAAAGCAGCAGCCCGUAGCAUUAACAUUCAUUAGCAGCUGCGAAUGGCAUGCCGUAUCGUAGUGCAACAGGAUAUGCAUCGUGCAACAGAUGAUGCAUAACUAUCUGCGUAAACGAAGCGCACGCUGCUUUGAACAUUACCGCAUUUCAAACAGUGCAGUGAAAAAAAAUUCAUUUAAUCGGAAAACACACACUAGCUUUAUGAUUGCAAUGAAAACUCUCGUCUCUACAUGCAACGUACAUACGUGCCGGUGUAUAUCUUUAGCAGCGCGUUGGAAAGUUGGCGGGACGCGAAUCGUUUCGAUUCAAAUCAAUCACAAUUAGCUUCUUGAUUCAAUUUUAUCACUGCUUAAAAUCACUGCAAUUAUAUAACAGAGGGGUGGAAGUGGAUGGAAAGAAUGGCUAUAGAAAUUAUAGGACGCUUGCUGGAAAGCAAUGUCCGGCAUUUCUUAAGACUUCUUCGUUGCAAUAAUGGGUUUAAUCAAUUUUCACAUGUGGCACAGCUAAUCACAUCCAUCAGAAAAAAAAGGGUAUCUAUCCUGCAAUACCGAUAGAUAACAUCGCAAGCUGCCUGAUAAGUAAAUACGUUCAAAAGCGCAUAAUCUGAUAAGCCGGCAAUAGAACGUCAAUUAAUGCUUUUGAUUUAUCCAUGUUAAGCUACUCAAUGUCAUUGGACAACAUAAUUUACACCAAUUAGAUCAAGAAUGCAACAAUGGCUGAAGAUAUCGUUGCUAGUGUGCACAUUCGGAUUCCUCAAAGAAAUUCGUCCCAGUGAACCGUUCAUCGUCGAUUAUCUUGCUGGACCAUGGCGCAAUCUAACGAUGGACCAGAUCGUGCAGGAAGCGUUCCCGAUCGGUACCUACUCCUAUCUGGCGCAGCUGGCCGUCAUAUUUCUGGUGACGGACUUCCUGCGCUACAAACCGAUCAUUAUCGUGAACGGGGCAGCUGGCAUCAUUGUUUGGAGCAUGCUUACCUGGACCACCUCGCUGAGCGCGCUCAAGGUGCUGGAAAUAUUCUACGGCACGUACUGUGCCGCCGAGGUAGCAUACUUCAGCUACAUCUACGCCAAGGUGGAUCGUGAGCACUAUCAAAAGGUGACCUCGCACACACGGGCAGCAAUUUACAGCGGGCGGUUCUUUGCCGCCAGUCUCGCCCAGCUGCUGGUGUACUUCGAGGCGAUGGAUUAUCGCCAGCUUAAUUAUUUGUCGCUUGCGGCACAGAUCAGUGCCACGCUUUGGGCCCUAUUUCUCCCAUCCGUGCCUACCAGCAUGUACUUUCAUCGCGCAACCCUAGCGGAGCAGUCACCGGACGACUCAACUGCAGUCCAAUGCACCAGCACCACGGCAGUGGCGAAGCAAGCAAAGGUGGUAGAAAUCAUAGAAGACGAUCAGUCGGAUGACAGUAAACCUCCGAUGGCACCAAACCGAUGCGUGCAGUCGUCCUUUCGAUCGCGGUUGAAAGCAGCGUUCGUGCUGCUUUGGACGCACUUCCGCACAUCGUUCACCAAUCGGAGCGUGCUCCAGUGGAGCAUCUGGUAUGCGUUGGCCAUGGCGGGCUACAUCCAGAUUCUAGCCUACGUGCAGGCGCUUUGGAGCUCGAUCGAUGCAACGCAGCCGGCCGUCUGGAACGGUGCGGUGGAAGCCGCCCUUACGUUGCUCGGCGCGAUCGUUGCUCUGCUGGCCGGAUAUUUGCACAGCGGAUUCCUGAAGCCCCGCACAAGCCUCCUCUCGCUCGCACUGCUCUCGUUUGCCGCCGGUGGAGCAAUGCUGCUGGCCACCAAUACCGGCAAUCUGAUCGUGUCCUACCUCGGUUACAUGGUGUUCUGUGUGCUGUACGCGUUCGCCAUCACCGUGGUAAGUGCGGAAAUUGCCAAAAACAUUUCGGACGACUGUUUUGGGCUGGUGUUUGGCUUCAACACGCUCGUCGCUUUAUCGCUGCAAACGCUGCUCACGUUUUCCGUGACCGAUGCGGACGGUUGGUUUGCGUUGGACGUGUUCGGCCAGUUCACCGUGUUCAGCUGCUAUUUCCUGGUGCUUGGCGGCAUUUACACCGCGUUCCUGGUAGCGGAUAUCAUUGGCAGCGUGGUGGUCGUGGCACGUGGCUCGAGGCAAUAGUCGGUCGCGCCAGCAACCGCGAAGAGGCUGAAAUGAUGCAACAAGUAGUACAAAGUUAGGGUCUCCACACGGUUGAGAAACGGGGACAACACCCCCACCAGGCCCAGAAUACUCACCGGGGAAUGUAUUUCAACACAUAUAGCCUUGAUUCAUUUCUAGUACGUAUAUACCACUUGUUAAAAGAAGAGCUAUAGACUUAUUUGUAGAUGUAAUCUAGAUGAAAGAUCGUAUUGGCGAUGCCCCCCCUGUGUGUAGAGUGGAUUUUAGACAAGUUUUGGGAUAAAUAAACACAUACACGCAGCUAUGAGGUCUUCAAGUUUCGUAAUUAAAUGCAUUAUUUUCCGAUAUACAUCGGCCGUGCUAGUGUGGAUGGAAGAAAAUAUAACUUACGAUGUUGUAGUUUUAUAAUUGAGAAUUGUUUUAGUAAUCAUUUUUACAUUAUCAAUUAAUUGCGAUUGAUGAUAUCAUCGUUACUUCAACUUACAAUUUAUAAUUGAACUGCCGAUAAUAAUCAAAUAUUCUUAAACUAUACAGUUUGUUUUAUAGCAUUCCAAUGAUGUUCAAACUUUUGUUCCAAAGGUUAAGCAAACAUCAUUACACUUGAUACACACCGUAGAAAAGCGAAUAUCGUACAUGUUAAAGCAAAGUUCAGUUGGUAAACUAUGAGACAAUAUUUCCGUUUCGUACUCUAGUUAAUAA